Benincasa hispida (wax gourd) is the source of this 825-nucleotide messenger RNA. RefSeq lists its product as uncharacterized. NCBI's taxonomy places the organism in Eukaryota, Viridiplantae, Streptophyta, Magnoliopsida, Cucurbitales, Cucurbitaceae. The record is from RefSeq and is a predicted model, not a curated record.
CUAUCCGUCUACCAAAUAAUUAAUUUCAAAUCUCUCUCUCUCUCUCUCUCUCUCUCUAUAAAAAAAAAAUAAAAAUAAAUAAAAAAAACCCAUUAAAAAUAUGAAAAAACCAUCUACAUUUCAUCUCUUAUCUCUCUUCUUUCUUCUCUUUGUCAUGACAGCCACUUCCUCCACCGUCAGCGGCGUCGCUACUGCCCGGAAACUGCUCAACUUUCCUGACAUGUCUUGGGGAUCACCCAAUGGAGGAGGAGGAGGUGGGAACCCCACUGGGGCCUAUGGCUCUGCCCAUGGUCCUAAUUGGGACUACAAUUGGGGUUGGGGUUCGAGCCCGGGGAGCGGCUGGGGUUACGGUUCCGGUUCUGGCCGCUCCCCGACUGGAUUCGGGAAAGGUUAUGGAUAUGGAUAUGGAUAUGGAUCAGGAUCCGGGUCAGGAUUUGGAUAUGGAAGUGGGAGUGGUGGUGCUCAUGGUGGUGGAUAUGGGUCCGGAAGUGGCUACGGUAAUUCUGGCGGCAACGGUAGUGGUGGUGGAUACGGCGGUCCAAAUGGUGAAGAGUAUCGGUCGCCAACGACUACAAAGGACAAAAACAGGCCGCAAGGGUAGAAAAAUGUAUGUAAUGGUAGUAUGUUAUAAAGUCUAGUUAUAAGGUGAUAAAAUGUGAGAAUAUGGUUAGCCCUAGCUAGCUCGCUCUAAUUAUAAUAUAUAUGGUUUGUAAGCUUGUUUAAAGUUUGCCCAUAUAUGAGAGUCAGCCUUAUAAUCAUAUAUUAUAGUGUGUAUUAUAUAGCUUUAUAAUGAGACUAAUAUAUGUUUUCCAUUUUUCAUCUUUA